UGCAGCUCAGAUCUCCGGAUGGGCUGCCUGGCGGACCUGCAGCUGAUUGGCUCGAGGGAGCUGAUUACGUGCAACAUCCGGUCAGGCCUCGAGCGGUUAAAUUGGCCAGCAGUUCUCUUUGCGCUCUCUCUCUCCCGCCGGCGCUGGAGGGAGUUAAUGGCGGCCUUCCUCCCUCCCGCCCCGGCCGCCGGCCGCCGAAUCCUGCUUCUGCUGCUGCUUUUUCUUGGGAUCUCGGGUUGCUCAGGUAGCGGGCUAGGCAGGGAGGAGGGAGCGGAGUCCUGCACUGAACCUAUGAUUACACCUUCCUACUAUACCACAUCUGAUGCAGUCAUUUCCACUGAGACCGUUUUCAUCGUGGAGAUCUCUUUGAUGUGCAAGAAUGGGGCACAGAAUGUGGCCCUCUAUGCUGAUGUUAAUGGAAAGCAGUUUCCGGUGACUCGUGGCCAGGAUAUUGGCCGAUAUCAGGUAUCCUGGAGCCUGGAACAUAAGAAUGCCUAUUCUGGAACCUAUGAAGUCAAGUUUUUUGAUGAAGAAUCUUACAGUCUUCUAAGAAAGGCCCAGAGAAGCAAUGAGGAUGUGUCAACCAUCAGUCCUUUGUUUAUAGUCAGCGUGGACCACCGGGGUGCUUGGAACGGGCCUUGGGUCUCCACAGAGGUGCUGGCUGCAAUGAUUGGCAUGGCGAUCUAUUACAUGGCCUUCAGUGCCAAAAGCAACAUUCAGUCCUGAACCUGUCUCCUUCCAGAUUUUUCUUCCUGCAAAAUAAAAAGGUUCCUUCACUCGGAA
Gracilinanus agilis (Agile Gracile Mouse Opossum) is the source of this 783-nucleotide messenger RNA. It is a transcript of the gene SSR4, whose product is annotated as signal sequence receptor subunit 4. The coding region runs from base 19 to 726 and encodes 235 amino acids. NCBI's taxonomy places the organism in Eukaryota, Metazoa, Chordata, Mammalia, Didelphimorphia, Didelphidae. Gene Ontology annotation, cellular component: endomembrane system; endoplasmic reticulum; membrane. The record is from RefSeq and is a predicted model, not a curated record. The transcript has 6 exons.